AUGCCACUCAGCAACCACCAUGCUUGUAUGCUGGCUAGCAAGCACGACAAUAGGGAUUUGAGUUUAAAAACCACCAUGCCUCUUGCAUCUCCCUUAGAAAACGCUGCUGUUAUAGCGGCGGCGAAAGUCAGGUCAAAAAUCUCGAAACCAACCCACGAUCGAUAUUCCUGGCUAUUCAUUUCUCCGGUCUGCAAGGAGGACGUUAAACCUGUCGUGGAAUCCUGGCUCUCAAACAAAGAUAUCCUUGAGGAUGUCUCCAAUGCGACGGGAAUAUCGUUUGGCGCUGAGCCGUGGCGCAAAGUUAGCGACUACUACCCGAUAGUUUGGACUCGCAAGACCGGUACGCUCGAAUCACCGUUUCCAGGGAAGGUUCUGGUGAUUAUUGGCUUGGAAUACGUGGAUGAAAAUAAUGGGCUUCCCAGACUGGCUGCGAAGGCUGCAUUAUACCCCGGGGAAUAUGUCUUGAUACCAGGAGCUGAAAACAUACAAUUAAGUAAUGGAGGAGGUGGUGUUUCAUUAUUUGUUCUGUUGAAUAUGCCAUGA
Aspergillus calidoustus is the source of this 543-nucleotide messenger RNA. The record is from the annotation of a GenBank genome assembly. NCBI's taxonomy places the organism in Eukaryota, Fungi, Ascomycota, Eurotiomycetes, Eurotiales, Aspergillaceae.